UCAACACAACGAAGCAACAAAUUCACCAAUCGCUCGUUCAUUUUCAAUCUACCCUCAAACGAGUCGAGUAGGGUCCGUUUUGGUGGGCGGUCGUGCUUGAAGUUUACACGACUUUUCUCACAAUUCUUUUUUGUGACAAAAAAUAAAAAAAAAUUAAAAAAAAAAAAAUAUAAAAAAAUUUAAAAAAUAUUACAAAAAAAACCCAAAACACAAAAAAAAAUUGAAAAAAAGUAGCAAAAAUCGAGCAGUGUUGAAUUUAUUAUAAUUUAUAUAAAAAAGAAAAAAAAAACGACCCAAUUAUCAAAUGGCUUCCCUAUACGUUGGAGACUUGCACCAGGAUGUGAAUGAGGCUGGCCUCUUUGAAAAAUUCUCUUCAGCUGGGCCCGUGCUAUCGAUCCGUGUGUGCCGCGAUGUAAUUACACGACGUUCGCUUGGAUAUGCUUACGUUAAUUUUGCCCAACCAGCUGAUGCUGAACGUGCACUUGACACAAUGAAUUUUGAUUUAAUCAGAAAUCGACCAAUUCGCAUUAUGUGGUCUCAACGUGAUCCAUCACUUCGUCGUUCCGGUGUCGGUAAUGUUUUCAUCAAAAAUCUAGACAAAAGCAUCGACAACAAAGCCAUCUACGAUACAUUCUCUGCUUUUGGUAAUAUUCUCAGUUGCAAAGUCGCCGUCGAUGAGAAAAACAAUUCAAAGGGAUACGGUUUUGUACAUUUUGAGACAGAAGAAGCUGCCAAUAUGUCUAUUGAAAAAGUAAAUGGCAUGUUGUUGGCUGCUAAAAAAGUCUACGUAGGCAAAUUCAUUCCACACAAGGAACGCGAGAAGGAAUUGGGCGAAAAGGCUAAGCUAUUCACAAACGUUUAUGUGAAGAACUUCGGCGAAGAUUUUGAUGAUGAAAAAUUAAAGGAACUCUUUGAGGUAUUCGGAAAGAUCACAAGUCAUAAGGUUAUGACCAAAGAAGAUGGAAAAGGCAAAGGCUUUGGAUUUGUUGCCUACGAGACAACUGAAGCUGCUGAGGCCGCUGUUACUGCACUGAAUGGCAAAGAAAUGACAGAUGGCAAGAAUUUGUACGUUGCCCGUGCCCAAAAGAAGGCCGAACGUCAAAUGGAAUUGCGUCGUAAAUUCGAAGAGCUCAAGAAGAAACGCCACGAAUCAGUUUAUGGUGUUAACUUGUACGUCAAGAAUCUUGACGACAGCAUCGAUGAUGAACGCCUUCGCAAGGAGUUCUCACUCUACGGCACAAUAACAUCUGCCAAGGUCAUGACCGACGAGGAUGGUCGUUCCAAGGGAUUCGGAUUCGUUUGCUUCAUUUCGCCAAACGAAGCCACAUGCGCCGUCACAGAGCUUAAUGGACGUGUUGUUGGCUCCAAGCCAUUGUACGUUGCUUUGGCUCAACGCAAGGAAGAUCGUAAAGCUCACCUUGCUUCACAAUACAUGCGUCACAUGUCUGGCAUGCGCAUGCAACAAAUUGGACAAAUCUUCCAGCCUAAUGCUGCUGGUGGAUUCUUCGUUCCAACAAUGGCUCCCAGCCAACGAUUCUUUGGCCCACAAGUCACCACACCAAUGCGCAACACACCACGCUGGGCACCACAAGUUCGUCCAGCUGCUGUUGGACAAGGAGUUGCUCAGGGAGCAGCUGCUGCCGCCGGUGGAUUCCAAAAUGCUGCUAUGGCUGCAUCGACAGCUCAAUUCAGGCCACAAGGUGCCCGUGGAGCUCCACAAGCUGUCCAAGGCGCUCAUGCUGCAGCAACAGCAAGUGCAUUGAGAAAUACUGGUGCACGUGCCAUUACCGGACAACAGGCUGUUACAGCCAACAUUCAGAUGGCAGCUCCAAUUGCCACAGGACCACAACCACGUGCUCCCAAUUACAAAUACACAGCAAAUAUGCGCAAUCCACCAGCACAGCAAGUCCAAGCUCAAGCUGCUGUACAACAGAUGCAUCCAAAAGGACAAGAGAAACUCAUCGCUUCCCUUUUGGCUAAUGCUGCACCUCAAGAUCAAAAACAAAUCUUGGGUGAGCGUCUCUAUCCAUUGAUUGAGCGUAUGUAUCCAUCGUUGGCUGGUAAAAUCACCGGCAUGUUGUUGGAGAUUGAAAACUCUGAACUCUUGCACAUGUUGGAAGACAAUGAAGCCCUUAAAGCCAAGGUUGAGGAAGCUGUUGCAGUUUUGCAGGUUCACCGUGUCAAGGACCAACAAAACUAAAAAUAAUUUCUUUUUAGUUUUUUUUUUUGAAUUCAACCAGAAUACCGAAGCUCUAAAAAAAAUAAUGAAAUAAUCAAGCAAUUACUGAAAAUCAAUCUUAAAUAUCUUAAAGCUUUGAAACCGAAGAAGAAUUUUUCAAAAAAGGUUUUGAGUAUUUUUUUUAAUUGCAAUAAUAAUGAUAAUAAUAAUAAUAAUAGAUAUUUUUCACGGGUCCUUUUGCAGAUAAAGAAGAAAGAAAAGAAGAUUAAGCCAUUUGUUGUUUUUUCGACGUGUCUCAAUCAAUUUGGAUAGAAGCCGACACAAGUAUUUUUUUUUACUCUUUUCAAAGUGGCUUAUCUUGCUAAUGCAUAAGUAUUCUUUAUUAAUUUUUUUUUAUAAAAGGCAAAUUGUGCCUUGAAUUGUAUCACCCAUUUUGCCCAAUAAAUUUCGUUGUGUGCAUUUAGUUACGAAAAUUAAUUCUUUCAUAUUUUCGUUUUCAUUUUUUUUUUUUAUUAUUUUUUUCCUAGAGCUGAUGGUUGUUAUAUUUGUUUCUGUUUCUGAUUAUUUUUUUUUUCCAUAAAUAACCAAAACCUAAAUUUUUCCCUCAAAACGAAGAAAAUAUCUUAUAUACUAAAAAAAGCAAAAAUACAAUAAAAAUGGAAAACAUAUAAAAAAGAAACAAAAAAUCGAAAAUUAAUUAAAAAAGAAAAAAAACACAAAAAGGAAAAAAAAACUUCUUAUGAAAGAAAUGUAUAAAAUAUAUAAAAAAAAUCUCAAAAAAAUUGUAAAACGAAACAAAAAAUUUUAAAAAAUUUACAAAACAAAACAAUGGAAUAUAGGAAAAAGAGAAAAACAAAAAAAAACUUGAGAAAAGAAAAAAAUGAAAAAAACUUACAAAAUUAUCCAAAAAAAUGGUUAUUAUUGUCGUCAGAUGAAAGGGAAGAGAGAAAUAUAUGAUUUUGCUACUUUAAAACAAAAAAUAUAAAAAAAAACUUCAUGAAAAAAAUAUAAAAAAACAUAAAAAACUUUAUAUAUAAAAAAUCUCAAAAAAAUCGUAAAACCGAGUAAAAAAAAAAAACAAAGACAAAAAAA
Episyrphus balteatus (marmalade hoverfly) is the source of this 3271-nucleotide messenger RNA. It is a transcript of the gene pAbp, whose product is annotated as polyadenylate-binding protein. The coding region runs from base 305 to 2200 and encodes 631 amino acids. Gene Ontology annotation, cellular component: nucleus; cytoplasmic stress granule; cytosol. Gene Ontology annotation, molecular function: poly(A) binding; poly(U) RNA binding; mRNA 3'-UTR binding. The record is from RefSeq and is a predicted model, not a curated record. The transcript is spliced from 6 exons. Lineage: Eukaryota; Metazoa; Arthropoda; Insecta; Diptera; Syrphidae.